This is a messenger RNA of Moneuplotes crassus, 2054 nucleotides long. NCBI's taxonomy places the organism in Eukaryota, Ciliophora, Spirotrichea, Euplotida, Euplotidae. The record is from the annotation of a GenBank genome assembly.
GAAAACAAAGAUGAUUUUAAAGAAUAGGGUGAAGAAGUAUAGCUCUCCAAAGACGAGAGUCAAUUUUGAAAGACCAGCUCCAAUGCCUCCAGCUACUGUUGAUAUGGGUCCAGAAUUUGAUGUACUUUUUAAUGAUAUUAGGAAGGAGAAAGCCCAUAUUCUCAAAUAAAACCCGUGAUCGGAGCAAGGACAUAGAAGAACAAAAAACUAGGAAGAAUAAUAUCAUCGCCUUCAGGAAUUAUUCUGCCAAGAAACAGGAAGAAAGGGUCGAGCCCAAUUACCAAGACCAGGACGAAACCACCUCUUUUAAUAUGAGUCCUAUAUCUUCCAUAGACUUGGCCAAGAAGAAGUAUAAGAUACACAGAGAUGGAAAGAAAACUCCCUCAGUGUUCAAAGAGAAAAAGCAUUUAGGGUAUCAGCCUAGAUAUGAAAUUUAUACUAGGAAUACAGGGUUCAAGCCUAAGCCAGCUAAGGUGGUUAAUCUUUAUUGUGAUAAUAAUAACAUCAAGGUUGAUGAACCAGCUCAAAAAGAUUACUCAUCACCAGUAGUCUCUCGAUUGAAGAAAUUCAAAUAGCGAUCCGAUAAGCUUAGGAAGUCCCAAAGAGAAAGUAUUUGAGUAUAACUUGAAUGAAUACAAAGAGAUUGCUAAUAAUUCAAAUUGAGCUUUGAAGGUACCAAAGAUGUAUCCUCAAGAGUCUAAACCUGAGAGUAGUCCAUUAACAUCCUCUAAUUAUAACAAAUGGGAGAAGCAUUACACAAGGUCAGUGAAGAUCGACCUUACUUCUGACAGAGAGUCAUCAAUUGGUUCGAGAAACAGUUCAAUCAAAUCACAAAAACUUACUUGGAGAGAUAAAGCCAAAUUAUUCAAAGUUACCAUUGAAAGGGAGGAAAAAUAGCGAGAUUGACAAUCAUGAAGGCAGGAAUCAGCUAAAACUAUACAGUGAUUCAAAGUUUGACAAGGGCCAAAGGAAAAGUGUAGCAAAUAUUAAUAAAAAGAUCCACCCUGUUUUAGCCCCUUCUCGAUAUGGCAAAAAGGCUAGGAUUAGUAAACAACAGAAUUUUAUUCCCACAUCUACCCCAGGGAAGAAAUUUGGCAAGAAACAAGAGUCAAGACCGACCGAAGUUAAGAGGAAAUAUAACUAUUCCGCAAUGAAGUCAGGCAGCAGAGAUAAUCUUAGCUGCUCAGCUUAUACUUCAAGAUCAACAAUGAGAAAGAGUUUAUACAGGAAUGGAAAAUCUAUUGACCAAACUCUUAAGAGAGGCUCUCAAGUUGUUGACGUAAAGUGAAUGAACUGUGGCACUUAUAUUCCAGAGGAUAAGGUUAUGUAUCAUUCACAAGUCUGUGGAAGAGUCACAACAACAAUGAAGUAUUCACAAAAAUUGAGUAAGAUAACUCAUCUUCAAAGUGAGUUGCGAGGAUUGAAAUAAUGCAAUUCGUGAUUCUAUUAAUAAUGUCAAUGAAGAAGAUGAUGCUCAUUACUUCUUUAAACUACAAGAAAUAGUGAGCGAUCUACUCUCAAUCCAAAGUUUUGACUAUAAAGCCAUUGAUAUGCUAAAAUUCAUCCAUAAGGAUAUCUGCUAUCUCUAUGACACAUGUGAAGGAAAUGCUAAUACUGUUCUGUAUAUCGAAAGAAUUGCUGAAAUAACUGAUUCUUUGACUAAUGAAGUCCAGUUAAAGGAGAACCCGAUCAGAGCAAAUCAUGGUCUUAAAUCUGCCUUGAAGAAAAAUAGGGAGAGUUAUAAUGAAAGGGUUUCCUCUAGUAAUUCCCGUGAUUCAGAAAGACUGACCAUGCUGAACACAAAGAGGAAUGAACUGAUAAGUCUUAAGAGGAAAACCUUAGUACUUAUGAACAAACUUAUGAAUAAUAAGCAAGCUAAUGUAGACAACAGUAGUGAUUUUGAGGACUGGAAGAGAGCGCCUCAAAAAUUAGAGCCUCAAAAGGUUUGUUUCUCUGGAUAUGUCAGAUCCCAAAACCUGAAGAAAUGCCACCCCAAAGAUGUGGGAUCGAACCACAAAUAUUUGAACAGAGAUUAUUACUGAAAUUAAAAUUUA